Molecule: messenger RNA, 873 nt
Organism: Vicia faba (fava bean)
Lineage: Eukaryota; Viridiplantae; Streptophyta; Magnoliopsida; Fabales; Fabaceae
Source: the annotation of a GenBank genome assembly
AUGGGUGUGUUUAAUUUAGUGUUUCAUCAUGGGGGAAGUUUCGUGCAAGACGGCCAUACGUAUUAUAGAGGAGGUAGUGAGACUACUGUUGAAGGUUUUAGGAUAUGGAGAAAGAUUCCGCAAACGGAUGAAGGGUUUACAAAUGUUGUUGAUGAUGCAGGAGUUGUAGAAGUUGCUAAGCAUUGUAUGUCUUGUAGGGUUCACGGCGAUCUUUGGGUAGAGCACGGUGUAGAAGACAUGAUGACCAAGGUUCUGGUACCUAAUGUUGAUGACUUCAGCACCUCUAGUGGAGAUGAUAGUACUGGUGACUAUGUUGAUGCAAGCCAAUGUUUCAAUGACAGUGAAGAGGAAAGAGUAAUUGACGUAGAAGAAGAGCAAUUUGAACAAGUGGAGGUAGCUCUUCCAGUUAGUGGGAAUAGGGUGGAGAUCGAAUGGAAAUCAUUGAGAUUCAAGCGUUGUGCAUCCAAGGAUCCCAAAAAGAUGAAAGAAAAGAGCAAAAGGGACAAGGUCAGUGUUUUGGUGCCCAAAAGUGUCUUAGGAUCUUGUUCAAAGAGGGCUACAAGGAAAUGUGAAGAUGUGGAUUAUGCUAGUGAGGAACUUGAAAGUUCAGAUGCUGAUGAAAGUGACAUGGAUGACAAACCUUCCAAGCCAAAGUAUGAGAAGUUCAGAUCAGAGCUGCUUAACAAAGACUUUCAAUUCAAAUUAGACCAACAAAAGGGACUUGUUAGUGUCUUUGAGGAAAUGCAUCAGCAAGUUGAACACAGGGUCUGCCUCAGACACCUGUAUGCAAAUUUCAAGAAGAAAUUUGGAGGGGGAGCUGCCAUUAGAGACCUGUUAUUGGGGGCUGCAAAGGCUACUUACUUCCAGGCUUGA